Molecule: messenger RNA, 750 nt
Organism: Brassica rapa (field mustard)
Lineage: Eukaryota; Viridiplantae; Streptophyta; Magnoliopsida; Brassicales; Brassicaceae
Product: glutathione S-transferase T3-like
Source: RefSeq, a predicted model, not a curated record
AUGGAUUCCCAUCCGUAUAUGAAUUUAAAUUUUGUUGAUCUUCUUCAAACUCAACAAGAUUCUGGCGUUGGUUCGGAAUCCUCACCUAUUCCUUUAUUUGGGACGCAAGCAACCGAAGGUUCAAACUUCGAACCAGACAGUCCUGUGGAGAGUAAAGCAAGACGCACGUGGACUCCAACAGAUGACAAUGUCCUCAUCAGCUCAUGGUUGAACACCAGUAAAGACCCUAUCAUUGGGAAUGAGCAACGGAAUGAUGCUUUCUGGAAGAGGAUAGCAGCCUACUACUCGGCUAGUCCUAAAAUUGCUGACUGCGACAGAAGAGGGGCAUCACAGUGUAAGAAUAGGUGGCACAAAAUCAACGAAGCAGUGGGGAAGUUUUGUGGAGCUUUUGAAGCAGCGACUCGUUCUAAAACCAGUGGGCAAAACGAGACUGAUGUUCUCAAACAUGCCCACGAAAUCUUCUUCAACAACUACAAAAAGAAGUUCAUAUUAGAACAUGCUUGGAAAGAGCUAAGACAUGACCAGAAGUGGUGGAUUCGACCCCCUGGUGUUAAGGCUGCAAAAGCCCGUGGGAAGAAACCAAUUGUUGAGGGAAAAGACGUUGGUGAGCUUCAGGUAAUGUUGGUUAAGAAGGAGAAGAUGUCCAAGAUGAAGCUUCUGGACAAGCUCAUGGCUAAACAAGAACCUCUAGAUGAUGAUGAAAUAGCUCUGAAGAAGAAGUUAAUUAAGGAAUUGUUGCUGUCUAAUUAG